CUUACUAUUUUUAGGGUGUGCGCUGGUACUUAUACCCAUUCGCGCCCUGGUUUCUGCUGAUUGUCUUCACCCUCCCUCCCGCCGCCAUGCUCUUCUCCCUCGCCCUCCUUGCGGCGAGCGUCCUCUCCGCCUCUGCCCUCAAUCCCAUCGUCCGCGACGGCUCCUUCCUCUUCGACUCCGUCAGCGGCGAACGUUUCUACCUUAAGGGUGUUGCUUAUGCUGAGAACUAUGGUUCCAGUCAGGCGACCACUGUAGAGGAGAGCGGCACUGUCAGUGCCCUCGACCCCCUCGCCAACGGCGACGGCUGCACGCGUGAUGUCACCUACUUCAAGGAACUCGACGUCAACGUCAUCCGCGUCUACCAGGUGAACGCGAGCCUAGACCACAGCACCUGCAUGGAGGCGCUGGACGCAGCUGGUGUCUAUGUCCUGCUCGAUCUCGCGACGCCCGCUGCUGCUCUUGACCCCACCUCGCCAUCAUGGGAUCUCCAGCUGAUGACGGACUACAUUACUACCAUCGAAGCGUUUGGCUCGUACUCUAACGUGCUUGGUUUCAACAUUGGUAACGAAGUCAUCAACAACGUAGAAGAUGACCAAGCUGCGCCGUACAUCAAGGCUGCCGUCCGCGACAUCAAGACUUACCUGUCUGCGCACAACUACUCCCAGCUCGUCGGUUACACUGCCACGGACUCGCCCAACUCCCGUGUGACGCUUCCAUACUAUCUUGCGUGCGACGAGGAGUCGAGCGCGAUCUUCGACUACUGGGGCCUCAACAUCUAUGAGUGGUGCGGCGACAGUACCUUCCAGACGUCUGGGUAUCAGGCACGCACGGAGGAGCUUGCCACCCUUGGCAUUCCGGCCUUCUUCUCCGAGUACGGCUGCAACUCGGUUGAGCCGAGGACGUUUGAGGAUGUGCCCGUCCUUUACAGCUCGGACAUGACCGACGUCUGGUCGGGAGGUGUCAUCUACGAGUACAUUCAGCAGGGUAACGACUACGGUCUUGUGAACAUCUCGUCCGACGGUGAUUCCGUCACGACUCUCACGGACUUCAACAACCUGAAGAGCUACUACACUAGCGUCACAGGCUCCUCGCUCAACAAGGCCUCAUACACCGCAUCCGUCACGCUCCCUGAUGCUUGCCCAACGUCAAACAGCACCUGGCCCGUUGCGACCGCUCUGCCCCCCACUCCCAACAGCGGCGAAUGUGACUGCGUUGCGAAUGCGCUUACCUGCAUCUCCACGUACUCACUUGAUGAUACGGAUAUCGGCACAGCCCUCGGCGAGAUCUGCGGUACCAGCUCGGAGGCCUGCGCGAGCGUGUCUGGGAACGGCACCACGGGCACCUACGGUGACCUGUCCAUGUGCAAUGCGCUCCAACGUCUCAACAUCGCGAUGGACGUCUACUUUAACCUCCAGAGCCGUUCCGCGUCUGCGUGCAAGUGGUCAUUCGCCACGACGGCUACGAACAGCUACAGCAACUCCGCAGCAGCUGCCAGCGCGACGAGUAGUUGCAUUGCUGCCGAUGCUUUUGUCGCUAGCACCGGCAUCCCGAGCGCUACAACGACGCUCUCCGGCGCGACGACCAAGUCGCUCGUGACAACGACGGCACAGUCGACCGGCAAGAGCUCGAGCUCGUCAGGGUCGGGGUCGAGCAGCAGCGGCAGCAGCUCCGGUGCGAUUCCCAUCUUUGGAGACGCACCGAUGAACGUGCUCUUCUUCACGAUGAUCGCCGGCCUGGUUGCGGGCGCGCUUGCGGUGGUGCCGAUGUAAGCGGCGCACCCGGAUUCAGGCGCAGCCAGCUGUAGUCUGCUCUGGUGCGGGCGCGGGCGGACUGUGGCGCUGCGUUGCGUGGAAAAAUGGGAAGUGCCUGAUGACGCUGUUUGGAUGCUGCACGGAACGAUACAGCCUCAUAUCUACUCUACAUCAGCAAACACAUGACAUGUUCAGUUCAAGGGACGAUUUCUUGAAUUUUUUCGAUAUCCUACAUACUCUCUAGCACUAGCCACGGGACUGAUGGACACAUCUAUCUUCAUCUAUUUCUCGCCGUGUUGCGUCCUAUGGCACUUGACUUACACCUAGUAUAACCUCACUUUUUGACAUUCGCUGUAA
Molecule: messenger RNA, 2108 nt
Organism: Laetiporus sulphureus 93-53
Lineage: Eukaryota; Fungi; Basidiomycota; Agaricomycetes; Polyporales; Laetiporaceae
Product: carbohydrate-binding module family 43 protein
Exons: 3
Coding region: 87-1769 (560 amino acids)
Biological process (GO): fungal-type cell wall (1->3)-beta-D-glucan biosynthetic process
Cellular component (GO): fungal-type cell wall; cytoplasm
Molecular function (GO): 1,3-beta-glucanosyltransferase activity
Source: RefSeq, a predicted model, not a curated record